Messenger RNA from Gopherus flavomarginatus (Mexican gopher tortoise), 1343 nucleotides. Its product is annotated as CMRF35-like molecule 3. The coding region runs from base 142 to 1071 and encodes 309 amino acids. Lineage: Eukaryota; Metazoa; Chordata; Testudines; Testudinidae. Gene Ontology annotation, cellular component: plasma membrane. The record is from RefSeq and is a predicted model, not a curated record. The transcript is spliced from 7 exons. Gene Ontology annotation, molecular function: transmembrane signaling receptor activity.
UAGAAGCUUGACAUCAUAGAACUGGUCAGUGAGUCUUAUCAUUUCAUUUUCAACUCUCACAAAAGGAAGAGGGUCCCUGCGAUCUCCUGGAGAACCCAGAUCUACCAGAGGAGAGAUUCACCCACCAAGGGAACCAGGACCAUGAGGAUUUUUUCUGUUUUACUUUGGAUUCUUUUCCCAGGCUGCUGGGCGGUGACGGGCCCCGGGGCAGUACACGGCCCCACGGGUGGGUCGGUGGCUGUGCGGUGCCAGUACCGGGCGGGCUAUGAGGAUUAUCCGAAGUUCUGGUGCCAGGAAGGAGGCUUGAUAGGUUUGUUCUGUUCCGACUGGCUUCACGUCGUCGAGACUGAUGGGUCGGAGUUGGAGGUGACGCGGGGCAGAGUCUCCAUCCGAGACGAUCACACCCAGCGCACAUUCACCGUGACCGUGGAGAACCUGACACCGGCAGACGCCGGCACGUACCACUGCGGGGUAGAGAGAACCGGGCCUGAUCUCAGGGACACUGUGGAACUCACCGUCUCCCCAGCUGUUCCUACCUCACCACCGACGACAUCAGAAAAGGACCUGACUGUUGCCACCUCCUCAUGGACUCUUCCUGAAGUAGAUGUUCUUGCCGGUAUUCCAAACCUUGUCCUCUACAUCCUGAUCCCAUCCAUCCUGCUGGUUCUACUUUUGAUUGUGUUCAUUGCUGUAAAGUUUAAAAGAGCAUCACAGAGGAGGAGAAAAGCCCUUGAGGACACAACAGGACAAAAGGAUAAGAACGCCUAUCUCUAUAACCCGAAUCCUGGGCACAACCCUCCCUUCAGUGCAUCAGAUCCUGCUGCCGCGGGCCAGAUGGCAAUCUCUAUGAACGAGCAACACCUGCCCAGCUCAGCCGAUCCGGAGUCCGAGUAUGAAAGCAUGAUCCCGCAGAGGAGUCAGGUUUCAGGACAGAGAAAAGCAGUUUUUUCUGGUCCACAGGACUGCUCAGCCACAGAUCAGCAGGACACCUACGUCAAUAUGUACUCAGUCACAUCCCGUCCCCCCAUGAUUUGUCAUCAUGCAAAGUGUGGGAGAAAAGCUGCAGGCUGAAGCCCUUCCUAUUCACGGGAUAUUUAGCAGCUCAUCCUUAUUUUCCUAUUGUUCCAUGAAACUUCCAGACUGGCAUUCCCUCUGCCCUCCUUCUGCUGAGCAAUCUGACAGCAGCAAGAUGUGGUGGGGAGGUCCCACUUCCAGCAUGAUUGUCUUCAGAAAUGUACUGGGGGCCAACAGCUACUACAAAGUACUUCUCCUUUCCUGAACAUUAGCUUGAAACUGCACAAAGUCUUGGUGGCUCCAGUUCCUGAAGGGCCGGAGGUAUUCCU